Molecule: messenger RNA, 880 nt
Organism: Arabidopsis lyrata subsp. lyrata
Lineage: Eukaryota; Viridiplantae; Streptophyta; Magnoliopsida; Brassicales; Brassicaceae
Product: nucleolar protein 58
Exons: 5
Coding region: 165-731 (188 amino acids)
Source: RefSeq, a predicted model, not a curated record
GCCAACGAGAGCCCAAAAUAAGCCCAUUAAUUGUGUAACAGGGAACAAACCAACUCUCUGUAGUCUAUUAUAAUCGUGGUGGUGAAUUUGGGAAUUUUGCAGAGCCGUUAAACCCUAGGACGGAGAAGAAAACCCUAGACCGGCGGCGAAGAUCAUCUGAUUAGAUGUCGGAUAAUAAAGACCACGAUUCCGAUUCAGAUGCUCCGGAAGAAUUCACCCAAGAGCAGGCGAAGCUGGAAGAUGAAGCAUUGAGGAAAAUACAGAGAGAGAAUAAGACUAGGAUUUCCCGUGAAAAGAAAGAGAGGCGCAAGCUUAUGGCAGAGAAAAUAACGCCCCGGAAAUCUCGAAAGAUUGAAAAAUUCGAGGAUAUAGAUAAAGAAGAAGAAGAAGAACCUGAGGAAAACUCUGAAGCUCUUGCAAAGAAGGGAUUCCUUUCCAAAGACAUCAUAGACUUUCUUGCAGAGCGAGAAAAGCAAAAUGCCGAGUCAGAUUCUGAAGAAGAUGAGAUCAUAGACGAACUUCCGAGAAAGAAAAAGCAAAAAAGCUCAGGGAUCGAAACAGUUAUUUACAAGGACAUUCCACCACCGGAAUGCUUGAAAACCGGGUUAGAUUUCUUGAAGAUGAGGAGAGCGCAAGUCCCGAGAUCGUCUUCAGUCAUCAAGAACUCUGGCCAAGCUCUUCGACUUGCCACCGGUGCUGCUUUAGCCAAGAAGCAACGACAGAGAAAGUGAAACUUAAGAUGUAAAAUUCAUGUGGGCUCAAUUCCAUAACAUUUUUGUUUGAGUUGGCCUUUUUGGCUACUUCUACUGCUACCUACAUGUAUCAGAUUAUUUAUUACUAAUAUUGUUCAAACGCUCUCAACACAAUCAGCUUCAUUAAA